CCGCCACUAAGUAGUGUCCUCUCCAAGGUUGCAGUGAAGUUUAAAACUAUGCCUUGCUGAUAAACUUUUAUCUGGACUUCUCUCAAUAAUUGGACUGGUAAAGUGGAGCCAAUGUGUGAAAGACCAAUAAAGUCUUGGUCUUGGUCCUGGUCGCCUGGUUCUGUCUUUUGACAAAGUUCUCCGUUUGCUUGUGGAAUGAUAAUGAAGAUAGGAAAAGAAGAGAGCUGAACUUUGGAACCUGAGAUGACUGUUAUGCUGAUGAAUUGAGCCUCUACAAUGUGGUUAAGUUGAGCUACUUGGAAAUUAAUCAUCGAAGUUUUCUUCGCCAGACUUACAGAAAGUAAGAAACCAGAGGGAAGAGUAUGGUUUACAUCAUCCCUCGCAAGUUCAAGAAGUUUUAUGAUACAUGGAAUGUCCAAACCUUUAUUCUGUUUAGCCUUUCACUACAGACCAUUCUAAUUCUGUGUGCACCGUCAAGAAAGCGAACAGGAAAUGUAAUAGUAACCUGGUUGAUCUGGUCAGCUUACUUGCUUGCCGACUGGGCUGCUAACUUUGCAGUUGGACUUAUUUCCAACAGGCAAGAUGACACUUCGGGCAAAGCUGGAGGCCUUGAAGAUCGUUAUGACAUUCUGGCAUUUUGGGCUCCCUUUCUUUUGUUACACCUUGGAGGUCCAGAUACCAUAACUGCUUUUGCUCUGGAGGAUAAUGCCCUCUGGCUGAGGCACUUUGUUGGGCUUGCAACUCAGGUUGCUGCUGCUUUUAUUGUCUUUGGGCAAUCACUUCCCACAAACAAACUAUGGGUUCCUACUGUCCUCCUGUUUAUUGCUGGAACCAUUAAGUAUGGUGAGAGAACACGUGCUUUGUAUCUUGCAAACCUGAACAAAUUCCGUGAGUCGAUGCUUAAACCACCUGACCCGGGGCCUAACUAUGCAAAGCUCAUGGAGGAAUAUGCUUCAAAGAAAGAAGCCAAACUUCCAACUCAUAUGGAAAUGAUUGGAGAACCCAAUAAAGAAUCAAAGGCUGCACUUUUUGCUGAAGAUGUAGGUGACCUGAAGGAUGACGUUGUGGUUGUGGGGCAUGCUUAUCGCUUCUUUAACAUCUUCAAGGGUCUCAUCGUGGAUCUCAUCUUCAGCUUCCGUGAGCGCCAUGACAGCCGUCUAUUUUUCCAGAAAAGAGAAUCAGAAGAGGCAUUUAAAGUAAUAGCAGUUGAACUCAACUUCAUCUAUGAAGUUCUCUAUACUAAGGUUGUUGUGGUGCAUUCAAUUUUAGGAUUCGUAGUCCGAUUUAUAUCCUGGAGUGUGAUUGUGGCAGCCCUCUUGACCUUCUAUUCAAUUGAUAAGAAAGGUUUUCAUAAGAUCGAUGUUAGAAUUACCUAUACCCUGCUGUUUGGUGCUAUAGGCUUGGAUACAGUUGCUCUCUUUAUGCUUAUUUUCUCUGAUUGGACUGUUGCUAGUGUCAAGAAGUCUAUGGAAAUUAGCUUCAUACGACCUAUUGCCAAAUUCGUUUGCAUUCCCCUCAGGUACUAUCUAUCUUUUAAGAGGAUAAACUGGCCUCCUCAAGAGCCUCAACAGAGUUCAGAGACUCCAGAGUCAAUAAAUUGCUUAGACUGGGUUAGAAGAAUCCUAUUCAGGAGGUGGUCUGAAUAUCUCUAUACAUACGACUUCAUAGAAUAUUGCCUGAAAGAACGUCCAAAAACCACGUCCCUUAAUGUCUUUGAUUACUUGUGGUGUUUUUUGAUUUGUGUCAUCGAAACUUUUGGCCUUAAGGAUUUCUAUGAUAGGAUGAGAUAUGUGUCGAAGAAGCCAUGUACCAAAGAGCUAUGGAAUUUCAUCUUUGAACAGCUGAAAGAGAAAUCCACACUUGCAGAUGAUCCUGAAACUGCCAAGAGGAUAUGUGCAGCUAGAGGUGAUUGGAUUCUUCAGGAUAGUAAUUGGAACAGUGAUAGCACUAACUUAAUGUCUUAUGUUGUGGAUGUUGAUUAUGAUCAGAGCCUUAUGUUGUGGCAUAUUGCUACUGAACUCUGCGAUACGAUGGAAGAAGUUGACAAACGUACUCCAAAAAGUAAUCGUGAAAGCAGUGAAACAGUCAACAAUCCUGAUGGUGGUCGUGAGUCAGUAAAUUCUGAAGUUUGUCGUGAAAUCAGUAAGACCCUCUCGGAUUACAUGUUAUAUCUUCUAGUUAUGCAGCCUACCAUGAUGUCUGCUGUGGCAGGUAUUGGACAAAUUAGAUUCCGAGAUAGCUCUGCAGAGGCCAAAAAGUUCUUUAGCAGAAGGGACCUUAAAGGUGGGGGACAUAAAGAGGCCAGUCAAACACAGGAACAUAUGGAGGCCCGUAAAACACAGGAACAUAUGGAGGCCUGUAGAAGACUCCUUGAUAUAAAUACAGAUGUUCCACCUGUUGCUGUGAAGGGAGAUAGAAGCAAAUCUGUCUUGUUUGAUGCAUGUAUUCUGGCCAAAGAGCUGCAAAAGUUGCCGAAACCAAAUAGAUGGAAGCUAUUGAGUGAAGUGUGGGUGGAAUUGCUGUCAUAUGCAGCAGGUCAUUGCCGGGCCAAUACUCAUGCUGCUCAACUUAGUAAAGGAGGUGAGCUUAUCACUUUUGUCUGGUUAUUGAUGGCACAUCUUGGCAUUGGGGAGCAGUUUCAAAUAAAUGAAGGCCAUGCAAGGGCAAAACUGAUUGUGGGAAAGUAAACUGAAUAAAUUGGUGAAUUCAAUGUUUGUAGGAAAUUAGGAAUGAAACUUUCUAUGUAGAACUCUGUUCUUUUCAAUAUGGGGGAUGAGCAUAAGAUUUUAUUUCACUUUUGUUUACUUCCAUAGGAAUGGAGAUGUUUGUAAUGUUGUAUUAAAACACUAGUACUUCUUGUGUUCUUGCUGCUAAAUUUAUUUCAAGAAUGCUUCCCAUCA
Quercus robur (English oak) is the source of this 2900-nucleotide messenger RNA. RefSeq lists its product as uncharacterized. The record is from RefSeq and is a predicted model, not a curated record. Lineage: Eukaryota; Viridiplantae; Streptophyta; Magnoliopsida; Fagales; Fagaceae. The coding region runs from base 363 to 2687 and encodes 774 amino acids. The transcript is spliced from 3 exons.